This is a messenger RNA of Cylindrotheca closterium, 660 nucleotides long. NCBI's taxonomy places the organism in Eukaryota, Bacillariophyta, Bacillariophyceae, Bacillariales, Bacillariaceae. The record is from the annotation of a GenBank genome assembly.
AUGAAUACCCCCACUAAGACCGUGCAUUUCAAGGACAAGGUCAGGGUGAGACGAGUCCCAUCUCGUUCUGCCAUAUCAGACGAUCUCAAGUCACAGCUUUGGGUGUCCCACGAAGAGAUUCUGAAGCAAGCGCAUGGUUGCAAAAAAAGUUUCAACUUUCUGAAGAUGAAUUCUAUGCUAUCAAGUAAGAUGGUCGAUGGUACAAGUAGACUGUACCUGGAUGGUCUCGAGUCGUCGGAAGAGAAACGAAAACGACAUGUGCGCAUGUUCCGGGCCAUGCAAUCGGUCCUGGAUGAACAAAGUAGGUUAUGGAGUGGACAAGACUUUUCAACAGCUGCUGCACCUAUGGAACACGUGAAAAUGGAAGAACAAAUCGCCAGGAUAUACGGCAAGCACGCUGCCGAAUCUUCAGACUUGGCACAUGAACGAGGAUUGAACCAAGCACACACUCUAGUUUGUGGAAGAGAAGAAGGCAAGGCUGAAUCGAAGAAUACUACUAAUAAGGUUUCCGAGAACGACAGCAAUGGCCUGCAGGUCGACAAACGGGGGAGACAGAACCACCUAUUCGAUAGGCUGAAAGGUUCCUCUCGAAGAUCACCGAGACCAGCCCGACGAUCACCACAGCCACAUCACCGGGAACAGGAAAGACGGCCCCGCUAG